Molecule: messenger RNA, 3926 nt
Organism: Acipenser ruthenus (sterlet)
Lineage: Eukaryota; Metazoa; Chordata; Actinopteri; Acipenseriformes; Acipenseridae
Exons: 5
Coding region: 320-2959 (879 amino acids)
Biological process (GO): actin filament polymerization
Cellular component (GO): cytoplasm; actin filament
Molecular function (GO): microtubule binding; actin binding
Source: RefSeq, a predicted model, not a curated record
GGAGGGCAGACCCGAGCUGGCAGAGUCGCAUGCUAGCACUCCUGGGCUUGUUUACCUCACCUGUCGACAGGGAAAGGGGUGGAGAAGGAGGCGGGGGACGCUUCUUUUAAGCUUCCCAUGUUGCAGUGAGACAUUAAAUGAGUGAGAAGGGCUGAACCCUGUACUGCGCAUUCCCGUCGCUGAAGUAGAGACGCAGUCCGUCUCUCUUUAUUUGAAACGUUUCAGACACCUCUCUACCAACGCACCUGACGGCAUGCUGAGCGGAUAGCUUGUCUCGGUCGAGUAGACAACACACCUGCGGACAAAUACAUUAAUAAAAAUGAAAAAGCAGAGUUUGAACAAGUUCCUGGGUCGGAAGACGGCUAACUCUUCUCUUUUUAGCCCGCAAAGCAGCAGCGGCACCGACGGGCUGAAUUCGAUUAGGAAUCCGAUCGAACUGACGGACUGGGAUAACAUAAAUGCAGUCGUGUCCUCAGCCUCAUUCCCAGACUCCGGGACAGCAAGAGUGCGAGCCAGGCCCAAAGUGAACCUCUUCCCUCAGUCUCAUUUCACUGCUGCUCCAGAGAUCCAGGGGUUUGCUGUUCCCACACCGACCGUGCCUGCUUCCCACAAAGGACCUGCAAACCCAGCAACAGAAAAUGGCGUGAGACUCAAUGGUAACUCCGAAUGGAACCCAUUACUGCACAGCCCAGCUCCCAAUUACAUGGAGGAGGAACAUAUUUACAUCCCCCCACCCCCGGCGAUGGCUCCCCCACCUCCUCCACAGUUCGCUCCACCCCCCCCACCGUUCCAGGCUCCUGCAAUGGCACCUCCCAAUCCUCCAAAGAAGGCACCUCCCAAUCCUCCAAAGACAGCACCUCCAAUUUCCCCAUCAUUGACACCUCCCAGUUUCCCACCAGUGCCUCCCCCAGUGCAGUCCAUCUACAGGGACACGGAGAACCCCCUAGACCUCCACCUCCCGCGCCCCAAAUUUGCUCCUCCCCCGCCCCCUUCACAAAAAGAACAACAACUGGUCCCCCCUUUGCCUCCCCCCACAGCCAAAGCCCUCAAAGUGCCACCGCCCAAGCCCAUCAGAUACUCCUCGAUGCAACAUCUCGAUAUCGUCUCCCAGCAGCCGGAGCCUGUGCAGAUUCAACGCAACCCCCAGAACAAAGCGCGGCUCUCCAGCUUCUUGCCUUCGUCCACCGUGGACAGCAGGGCCGACAGGGAGCAGAAGGCCAAGUCCAUGAUGAUCUUGCAGGAUUCAGCCACCGAAGAUCUCCCCGCCCCAGCAAACAGCAAGGACCCUGCCAGGGUGCCGGCCAGGGACCCUAAAGUUAAUUAUGGUGUGCCGGUCAAGCCAGCGAGAAAGAACAGCUCAGGGAUCCAGCUAGCCCAGGAGCUGGAGAGCAUGCAGGACAACGUGCCGUAUUCUUACCCCAGUUCCGUGAACAAGCCAAACCCUGUGCUUCCCGCUCCAGUGCCUGCAGACUACAGCAAACCGAGGAAUUAUUCUCCACCAGAUUCACUAUCCAGGGAUGUCUCGCCACCUGCUGCAAAAACAGAGGAGAAUUCCAAACCUGUGUACAAGAAGGACAGUGAUUCGCAGAGCUGGUACGGCAGCUCUGUGCCAGUUAGCAGCCCAAACCAGCUGCCGCCACCACCGCCAAAUACUCUCCAGACCAAAGUGUCUUCUUAUUAUUCCAAGGAUGAGCUGUCCCCCCCUGCGCCUGAGAAAAAAGACGGUCCGAAAUCUCCCAUGGACCUCCUGCUCGCUGCUAAAAGGAGAGCUGAGAAAGGGCGCAGCCUGUCCAGGCAGAGCAGCCAGAGUAGCAACAACCGCUUUCCAAACUCUUCCACCGGGGAGAUGACCUCCGAUCAAAUUCAUCAGAGCCCGUCCAAUCCCAACUCCUUCGUCAUCACCCCCAGGGCAGACUUGGACGUCCAGGAACCAAGGACUCCAGGAUACGGUGCCUCUCCACCAACACGCUCACGGUGGCGGGACCAGACGGUAGCUGAGGAGCCCCCCAGUAACCCACACGUUCCGGUUCCAACAUCUGUGGUGUCGUUGAAGCACCAGAAGGGUGUAGAGAGCUCGGAAUUUCUACAGGGAGAGGAACUGUCCUCCACACUGCUGGUUCAGAACCUCUUGCAGUCCCAAAGGACCAACACCGGAAGUAAUCUUUCAGUAUCCGAGCUCGCCAGGAAACCAGAACCUACCUCGAACUCUCAUCUUAAACCCAGCUUCAGGCAAGAAGAAAGCGGGGAAGAUUUUGGCUUCAUUCCACCACCCCCAGAAUUUGCUAACGCUGAUGAAGAGGAGGAGGAGGAAGAACCAUCUCCCUAUAAUAAACCAAUCUACCAACAGUCCAACAACUAUAACCCCCCACCCAGUACGCAAACAAACUGGAAGACUGCUUCCAAUGGGACGGAUAGAAUCCCAGGUUCCCCUGUUCCGAAAACAAAACCCCAAAUUAAUCUCCCAGCUCCUCGUCUCCCAACCAGCCCAGCUGACUUGAAACUUACAGAAAGGACUAAACCCAGCUUCACCACGCAUCCGUCAAGCAGCCCACAGCCUGCCCCCACUCCUGCGUCUGUCACCCUCCAAAGUAUCCUGCAGAAAAAGAUGCUGGAAAUGGAUUUAAAGCAAAAAUGCACGCCAGCAGAGAGGAACGACGACACGUGGUCAACCGACCAACCUAUGGAGCCUUGGAUCAACACAGUGAAGCCAGGCUUUCAGCCGACGAGGAGCAACACUGGGGGGUCGAACAUGCAGCUCGCAGGGGUGAAGAGAAGCAUCGUGAACGAACUGAAAACCCAAGUGAAGAAAAAGUCUCCCGAGCCUCCAGCACUGGCUAGCCAGGAUGUUAAAAGCAAUGCAACGCAGAACAGUUCAACGCAGUCACAUGGCAGGACGUUCACAGUGCGACCCGGAACCAAGCAACCAAUCACACUGCUGCGUCAAGGACAGCCAUGCUGACAGCUGCAGCAAACCAAGCUUCCUCGUCUGGCACAAGCCAGAUUCACUUGGACCUCCACGGCAAAGACUCUUACCUUUGGAGUUCUUUAUCAGGAUUGUAAAACAGUGCAACUGUAUAUAACUGUAUAUAACCAGCCUUUAAAACUAUGCAGAGGGUUGUGGAAGUUGCUUUUGCUGAUGUACAGGAACCUAAAAAGCACUUAAUCUACGCUGACAGAAAAUGUUUUACCGUUGUUUUUAUUCCGACAUGCACAGGGUGAUUAUAAAGCCAGUUAGACACUUUGCACUGCUUCUGUCUGGGGGAGUUACAGAAGCACAGUAUGCCAACGCUAAUGGCAUGCAUUUAAACCUUAUGUGGAUACCGUGCAGAGACCCCCCCCCCCACUGACAUGUACGGGAGCAGUGGGGCAAUUGAAGCUGCUUCAAUAAAAAAUGCAAUCAGAUUUCACAAUGUAUCGAACGCACUGAAAGACGGCACCUGUCCCUUUUAAAAUGCUGUGUUAAACAUUGACAAACCCUGGCCAUGUAGUUAAUGCAGCACCAGCCUCUGUGGCAAUUGUUAGCAGUCUUAACCUGCUGUAACGCUUUUGCAGUGGAUAAUUGUUUCCUGCUUUAUUAAUGCAAAGUGUCUGACGUGCUUUAAGAUCACUGUGAUAUACACUUCUAGCACAAUGCUGAUUUCUAAUAGUUUUUGUUUCUUAUUGCCUGAUAUAUAACAGUAAAGAGGCUAUUGUCAACGUGCACGGGGCCAGAUGUUACGUUUUGGUCAAAAAAUAAGGAAGAUAACACUUUGGCACGCUUACUGUUCUGAAACAAGAACAAAUAUUAAGUUCUGCUUGCUGAUUACUGUAUUGUAUUUGAGGGAACGGGGAAAGCAUGUACAUUGUAUAGACAGCUUAUUUAACGUUUUCACACAGCUAUGAAGGCAUAUUUAAUAAUUAAAGGUCAUGUCAGGACUGUUUCUCCA